Molecule: messenger RNA, 3177 nt
Organism: Paramisgurnus dabryanus
Lineage: Eukaryota; Metazoa; Chordata; Actinopteri; Cypriniformes; Cobitidae
Product: protein mono-ADP-ribosyltransferase PARP12-like
Cellular component (GO): nucleus
Molecular function (GO): metal ion binding; NAD+ poly-ADP-ribosyltransferase activity
Source: RefSeq, a predicted model, not a curated record
GGCGCGUCUCUCAGUUUCGUUUUCCACACACUUGGUUGACGUCUCUAAUCAGGAGGACACUGAACCUGAGUCAGAUCAGACCAUAUCUCUGUUCAGGUUAUAUUUCGGUUAUAUAUGGUUCAGAGUGCUCACACUAGUCAAACGAACCCCCAACAAUAACCAAACUUGUUACGCGCGCCACCUGAGUCUGACACUGACUGAUCUGGAGCGUGUGUGGAUCUCAAAAUGUCUAUAGAAAGUCUUCUGAAGAUCUUGUGUGCCCAUAAUGGAUCGAUGGAGUACGAGCGUCUUCUGGAUCUUUCUUACGGACUACCGGAGAUAACAGACCUGGAUCAGAUCAUCAUCAAGAGCCCCAUCUUCUCUGUAAUCCAGCACAGCGAUAGUAAAGAGGUCAUCGUGAAAAGUGCCGUGAAACUGUGCAAAAACAGCGAGUGUGACGGCGUGUGUCGAGAUCUACACUUGUGUAAAUAUUAUCUGAUGACCGGAUACUGUAAGAGGCCAUUGUGUGAUUAUGUACAUAAACUGAUGUCAGAGCACAACAUCCGAGUCCUCACAGAUCAUCGGAUGUUUGGUCUGAAUCGAGAUGAAGUUUGUGUGGUGUUACUAAUCAGUGAUCCCAACAUUCUGCCUCCUGUGUGUGUGAAAUACAACAAAGGCGGUGGGCCGUACGGUAACUGUCCGGAUAAAGAGCAGUGCACGAGACUGCACGUGUGCGAGAGUUUCAUCAGAGGACGCUGUGAUGUUACAGACUGCCAUAGAUCACAUGAUUUUCGCAGUCCUCAUGUGGUCAGAAUAUUGAGACGCAGAGGUGUGCCCGAUCAUCUGCUGUGUUCACUUAACUCCAUUUACCACAAUAUAGUCACGCUGAAGAGUUACAGUGGCGAUACUCAUUUUAAGAACACAAAACAGCCUGUCGGACUGAAGAGAAAUAGUGAAGCAGUAAAGAGAAGCUCAGGAUGUGAAAUCUGCCUCUGUUUUGUCAAAGGCUACUGUAAAAACCGAGACUGCGGCAGAAUCCACUUUGAAAUGCCUUAUAAGUGGGAGGUUAGGGUGGGUGACACCUGGACUCUCUUACCCAACAAUGAGGAGAUUGAGCGAGAUUACUGCCGACCAUCUAACAUCUACAGUUCAGGAGCUGAGCCUGUUUGUUUUGAGGAAAUGAUUCUGGGUCUGGAUGAGGUCCGGCGUCUCUCUACAGCACCCUCAGUUCUCUUUCCCAGUUUCAUCCUCACCACCACUUGGGUCUGGUACUGGAGAGAUGAGUACAAUCAAUGGAUCCAGUAUGCAUCAGUGAAAGAAAUGCACAGAUUGUCUUCAGUCAGCAGUGAGGACCUGGAGAAGAAAUAUCAGGAGUAUUUACAGCUCAAAAACCCUUCAGAUCAGGAUGCUGUUGUGAAGUUCAAAGCAGGCAAUCGGUUUUAUGAGCUGAAUUUUAAAGAUAUGGCACAAAGAAAUGAAGUAAGUGGAAGAGAGAGACCCAUCAGACGACGACCUGCCUUUAUCUCCUCCGUGGACGUCCAGAUCAUCAAAAACAGCCGGAGAAGCUCCUCGGCUAAGCCUCGCAUUUAUAAAGGGGUUCCUGGAUUUUGGGACAAAAGUGCAAUUCCUUACUGUGGAUUUCAGAAAGUCUGUCUCCAACCAUCUCACAGAGAUUACAUGAGAGUCCAGGAUAUGUUCGGUGAGACCAUGAGAGGUUUCACCAUCCGACAGAUUGAGCGGGUGCAAAACAGGGAACUCUGGGAAAACUUCAUCACCAAAAGAGAAGCAAUGAAAAAAGCAAACAAAGAGAGAUUUGGUGAACGCCUUUUGUUUCAAGCUACCAAAUUUUCCCUUGUUGAUUUUGUAUGUCAACAAAACUUUGAUAUUGAGAUGUCCGAUACCACAGUGUAUGGGAAAGGGAUUUAUUUCUCAAAGGACGCACAGUCAUGCCAUAUGAAGACAGAUGAAUGCGGAGCAAGCUUGAUGUUUGUGUGCAGGGUUUUACUCGGCCACUACACCAGAGGAGACUCUCGCUACCACCGCCCACCAUCCAAAAAGACAGCAGGAGAUCAGUAUGACAGCUGUGUAGACAAUCUCCGUGAACCGUCUGUCUUUGUGUUGUUCGAAAAGUCACAGAUCUACCCAGAGUUCCUUGUUACUUAUGAGCAAAAAAAAUUAUUUGAAGUGUUGGACAACCCUGUCACAUCUAUUACGUUGGGUGUUGCUCAUGUAAAUCUAAAAGAUGGUAGACAAAGCCCUGAAGCCUCAGAUGUUGGACAAAACUUAAUCAGUGGAUCAUGUGGUGUAAGUCUUACAUCAACACCAGGUUCUGCUUCAGGGAAGACUUCACCCUCUUUAAGUUCCUCCAGAGAAACAGACUCGAUCUUACAUUCAACACUACAUAAAGAUUCGAGCGUUCCAUCUAAGGUUCCUGUUUCGGAUGUUUCAAAAACCACUCUUAAACUAGUUCUGAGUACAAAAAGUUUAACACCACUUGAGUCUGGUGUUCAGCCCCUGCAUGUUGGAAAAUCCUCAGAUGAUUCAGAGCACCAGAACAUCUCAGUCCAUGAGUCCAUCAGCGGUUCUUCGUCUGAAAACAUCCAAGAAGUCCCUCAGAUACGCAGUGAUUUUGUGUGUCAGCAUUCAGUGGAUCUCAGUGGACAGUUGGGAACUGAGUCGAGGGAUUUAGUGUCCAGAGUGGUACAGUACUCAAAUAAUACUGUAAAACUGGACAUGUUGUCUCCUCCGGUCCACGUGAUGAGAACAUCGGUAGUCUCUUCAGCUCAGCGUUCCAGUGAAUCUGUGCCAGACUCUUCAUUGGUUUCUUCUCGUCGGACUGUUGAUCCACAGCUUUAUCAAAGAGAAAACUCUUCAGCAACAAGACAGAGAACAGUAGAGACUAUCAAAACCACUUCAAAGGAGAAACCAUGCACUGUUCAGUGAUUUCUCUGUCUAUUACGAAACAAAAUCUGCUGUAUUACCAACAAAUAACUGGUUUUAAUAAAUUCAAUAAAUCCACAUAAAUAGAAUAACUGAUUGAAAGGUGAAAUGUCAAGAUAUCUUGUCCUUUCCAAAUGCAGAAGUUUCUGUUUAUCCAAACUCUAACACUGAUCUGAUAGUGAAACAUACCUAGGGGUGUUUUUGUGUGAUUUUCUCUCUGAGACACUUUUAGUAAUUUGGGAUGUUUCAUUAAACCUC